AUGACUACCGGCUUCCAGACAGGCAUAAAGGCUACCUUUCUUGUUACCAAAAAGAAAGGUAUGUCUGACGAAGAUUUCGAACAGCAUUAUACCAAAGUCCAUAUACCUAUGGUCGCAGAACUUCUGAAUAGACACAGAGUUUUGUAUUACGGAGUGCAAUUCAUUACUGGCGAGAACAAAGAAAGCAUCCAAACAAUGUUCGGCGGCGCUAUAGGUAGCAUUGACUGCGAUGCUGUCGUUACUGCUAUUUUUUCCGACAUGGAUUCUUUAAAAGCAACUUUUGCCGAUCCUGAUUUUUCAGUCAAGCUGAAUCCCGAUGAGAAGAUUUUUACAGAAGAUGAUCGUCGGAUGGUAAUUGGAAAAGAGUUUGUGGGUGUUUGGAAUGAGGCAAAGGCGGUCUAG
Messenger RNA from Trichoderma gamsii, 402 nucleotides. RefSeq lists its product as hypothetical. Lineage: Eukaryota; Fungi; Ascomycota; Sordariomycetes; Hypocreales; Hypocreaceae. The record is from RefSeq and is a predicted model, not a curated record. Bases 1 to 402 code for a protein of 133 amino acids. Gene Ontology annotation, molecular function: oxidoreductase activity. The transcript has 2 exons.